Bursaphelenchus okinawaensis is the source of this 456-nucleotide messenger RNA. Lineage: Eukaryota; Metazoa; Nematoda; Chromadorea; Rhabditida; Aphelenchoididae. The record is from the annotation of a GenBank genome assembly.
AUGCAAAAAUUUACAAUUGUAUUCUUGUUGUUUGUCGCUGCUGUAACUGGUUCACAUACUGCCUGUGACACAGCUCAUACCGCUGUGCUCAUCAUUUUCUUACGCCUAAACCAGUUUGAUAGAGACAGUACAUUGAAGGAAGCAAUUGAAGAUCUUCACAAAGAUAUUGCUAAUCCUGUAAGUUACAUGUGUUUUUAUUUUUGUUGAGCACGGUACCGCUUGGUAGGGUAAGAUAAUAUAGGGCAAAGUAGGGUGGAAUAGGGUAGGGUAAGGUCGUUACACAGAAGUUGGGUAUUUUAAUUAAACUUUUGUUUUCAGCAGACCUCCAUUGAUGAUAAAAUGUGCUACCAGUCAAUACAACGGGCGUACCAAGCCCAAAUCGGUCUGAAACAGCACACUCCUUUCAAAUGCGAAGAGGCUGCUUGCAAAUAUAUAAUCGAUAUUAAUAUGCCCUAA